UCACGUUGUCUUCUCCUAGCCAAAGUUUCAUCCGCGAAACUCUAUUUUCCCAAUCAUUCCAAUGAGUGAGGCUCGCGCUUCGGCUUCCCCCCGGGCUUCCCCUAAGGGGGACACUGGGGAACAACCGGUUGCACAAUGGGCAUGCACCAUUUGUCGGGCACGAAAGGUCAAAUGUGAUCGAAUAUUGCCAAACUGUACUGGUUGUUCAAAGAAUCCCGAGGGCUGUAGGUAUGAAGCAUUACGGAAGAGGGCCGUACGCCGCUCUACUUACAAGGACAUGGUGGAGCGCUUAGCAAAGAUGGAGGGCGUCGUAAAGGAGUUCUCGAGAAGCAAGGUCUCAACACCGCCAAGUAACGAAGUCGAGGCGGAACCCAACUUGCAUAUGGCGCUAAUGUCAGAGGGAACUUCGCCAAAUCGUCUCUUCGAGCCAGUCUUUGAGAGUGACGAAUUCGUAGGUCCGGCUGCUGGUCAAGUGCCAGAAAACAGCCAGUCAGCCCUAACUGGAUUUGAACCUCCUCUUAACCAUAAUGGAGCCGCCGUCGUCGACAAUGAACUAGAGAUUGAGUAUACAGGUCCGUCUUUCAUAUUUUCCCUCCAAGGUAUCCUAUGGGUCAAUGAAUUAGUUGGGGAUGAUUGUUUCGGUCGGGCAGUGGCCGCCUCCCUGACACCGACGUCGCUGCCACAUAAUCGUGGCAAUGUGGGCAUUUCUGCUAUCCACCCACUUCCGAGCAAAUCAGUAACGAUUGAUUGUGCAAAUGAAUACCUCGUGAUACUGAACCAACAUAUAUGCUUAUUCGAUGACCAGGAGAUUAUGGAUGGUAUCGAAAGGUAUUACUCGACAGGAAUAUCACCAUCCCGGGGCUGGUUCACCGCAAUUAAUGUAAUCCUGGGGCAUGCUCUCCGGAAGCGUAGCGACAUGGAGAACUCGGUUGAAAGUGAGAAGUAUAUAGGAAACGCGAUGAGCAUGAUCCCAUCUAUCAUGAUGUCGAAACCGAACCAACUCAAUACAGGCGCAAUGUUAUCAAUGACGGCAUACUUCAUGCUUCUCUGUGAGAAUCAGACUGCUAUAAUGAUUCUGGCAGCUGCGAUACAGUCAAUGAUCUUGUGCGGUUACGACAAUCCGAGAAGACGGCCUGGCCAAACCGAUGAGGAUAAACUUCUCGAAAGACGAUUAUUUUGGCAAGCCUUUGUUUUUGAUCAUGACCUGGCUUUGCAGAUUGGAAAACCACCGAUGAUUGGGCCCGACUUCAUAAUCGACUUGCGGGAUGAUCUGCCAGAGGAUGGAACAGGGACGGUGUCGUUCGACAACGGCGUUACUCUUAAUAUCUUGCGAGAGCACGUAAGCUUAGCCCUGAUAAAGAGAAAGGCUUAUUCACUUCUCUACGCCAAAGAUGCUGUCACGAGGCGCGAUGACGAGGUCGUAAAAAUCAUUUCUGACCUCGAUUUCGAGCUCUACAACUGGAAACUACACAUUCCGGAGAUUACAAAGUCUGAUAGGCCAGAGCAAGAUGAGAAAGAUUUCGGAUUAAUGUCUCUCACCAUGAUGCAUUACAAUUAUUACCAGUUAAUAAUCGUGGUCCAUUCAUUUAUCUUUCAAUGUUCGAAUUUGGUCGAGUCGGAUGACAACUUUGGGAACAUAUUGUCAAGUGUUGCUCUUUGCGUAGGAGCCGCGAGGGCAACGGUGUCCUUACUCGAUUUUCAUGAAGAUCGCCACCCAUUCAGCAUGUUUCUCUUGAAUAAUAUAUCCUGGAGUCUCGAUAUCAUCUUUAUCAACAUCCUGCAGAACAAGGGAACUAUUAGUGCUCGGGAGGAUCUUAACCUGCUAGGGAGGAUUGUUUCCCUUUUCAAAAAAUACUAUCCAAAUUACACACACUCCAUCUCUUUUCGAAUUGCCAAAGUUUUCUAUCAGGUUGCCUGGAAGGCUCUCCAGAAUCACGCUUUCUACCAAACCCCUCCACCAAACAACGUCCCUCCACCACCUGACGUUCCUCUAUAUAAUGCUUGGGACAGGCAUCUACAGACAAAGGUAGUCCCCGGCAAUACAUCUACCUAUAAUGCAUUAGAACCAUCCACCCAGAUACGAUUCUACAAUCAACAAACAGUCACGCAAUCUACUCUUCCCUCGGAUCAACAAGGAAUAACAUCACCGUUCAAUCUUCAAACAAAUGAGCAAUUCCACAAUCUCGGACUAGACAACAAUACAAGCAAUAACAUAGUUUGGAGCAGUAAUGAUCAGAGGGGACCGAAUGCAGAAUUUCGCUUAUCUCUAGGUCUAGAUCCACAAUACUGGCAAGGCUUAUGGACAACGGCAGCAGAAUGGGAAGGGAAUACAAAUUAGUUUUGUAUUAUGGUUCGAACUUGGAUAGAUAUACAGACGAGACAACUGUUUGAAGCUUUUUAGAAAGACGAGGAUGAACACCCUGUAAUAAUCACUUGUGGAUGCUCCGGCAAUAGCUGUGUUAAUAAUGUUCGAAUAAUUUUUAUCGGCCGUUCCUUACAAAAAUGGGUUUGGGUGAGGCCGAGAUGUCACCAAC
Pseudogymnoascus verrucosus is the source of this 2534-nucleotide messenger RNA. RefSeq lists its product as uncharacterized. The transcript has 7 exons. Bases 62 to 2338 code for a protein of 758 amino acids. Gene Ontology annotation, biological process: DNA-templated transcription; regulation of DNA-templated transcription. Lineage: Eukaryota; Fungi; Ascomycota; Leotiomycetes; Thelebolales; Thelebolaceae. The record is from RefSeq and is a predicted model, not a curated record. Gene Ontology annotation, molecular function: DNA-binding transcription factor activity, RNA polymerase II-specific; zinc ion binding; DNA binding.